UUUUUCAGCAAAAUACUGGGCCUUACCAGGCCCUUUUUAAUAUAGCUAUUCCGCAUCAAGUAACACUUCAAAAUGCAGUGAAUCUGAUUUCAUAAGCUCUUAGAUUUUGUAUUUUACUUUUUUGCUGCUCAAUCUGUUCGGAAAAUCUCCGUAACCAGUCGCACAACCUCGUUACUUUCCGAUCUUCUGCCGAUAUUGCAAAGCGGUGGAGAUAGAAGCACUGGGUUGACAGUUCUGCAGUAACGUUUCUUGGAUACAUUUGCUUGAGAGGAUGACAACUUUGAAUUUUGAUGAAGACGAGCUGGACCUAGGAAGCAAUACAGAGGCUAAUGAAGAUGCUGCCCGGCAGUGUCCUAUCGCCUCUGGUGGUGCACUGAAUGAUUCAGCUAUUUUUCAUGGAUCAUCGUCCAUGGCACAGAACUCUCCAGUGCCAUCAAGUUCAAGCAAUGGUCAACCGUUCACAGUCAUAGCUGCUCUUCCUUCUACAGAGCGGUUACUCACUGACCUGGUGAGACAAUCCCAACAGAAUGCUGUUCUACUUCGGCAAGCAUUAGCUGAACUGCAGGAACUAAAACAACAAGUGCAAAACCAAAGAAAAUUUCCAUUUACUGUCAAGACCUGUGGUUUUGAGCGAGAACUGGUGCUAAAAGCAAAGGAAAUAUUUGUGAUGCAUGGACCAUGGCUAGUCCAUGGAUCUUUGGAAAAAUUAAAGGAAAAGAUUGAGAUCUUGUUAGGUGGAACUGACAAGGUUGAUGCUCAUCAUGUCUCGAGUUGUGUAUCAUAUUGCAAGGAAAAAUAUACAUUAUGGAGAGCAGAUAUAAGGAAAAAGGUACUCAACAGGAAGUUAAACCACCUAAAAAUAGCUGAAUUUACAGCUAAACUAUAUGCCCCCUUCAAGACGAAAGAGGAAGACAUGAAGAAUGCAGGCAAAACUGCAAUGUUGCUGCGUAAAUUUGCCAGUGAAAAUGGAUACUUCGAGGACUCUACAAAACCAGACUUUUGGGACAAGUUUGUAGACUUUGCUAACACUUGGAAUAAGAUUGGUAUUCCAAACAAGUGGGCAACACUGCGACUUGAAGAUGAAUCAAAAUACAAUGAAACCUUAGAGACUUCUCAUUAAGUGCAAGUGACAUAGUUGUAGUGAAUUUCAAAUAGUAGGUUAGUAAUUGGACUGAGUGGGAUACAGCUUCGGGGGUGGGGGGGAAAUCGGGUGAGUGAUUUCAAAAUUUUAAGCACAGUUACUCUCUGAAUUGUAUGACACAAGGCCUAUACUAACAAUAUUUUAUAUCAAUCAUAACAAACUAGAGAUUAGGAAGUCUUUAACAGGUUCUUUUGCGCCAAAAAGUUUGUCCAUUUUCCAUAAGUUUACAAACACUAAGGGAUGGAUUAAGAAGGAACACCAUCAGUGAGAGUGCAUGCAAUUGACGUGGGAAAAAGGUGGGUGCCCAAUUAAAGGUAUCCAGUUACAAACAGGUCGUAACUGGUUACCUGUAACUGGACACCAACAUGAUUGUGUGCCAAUUACAUGACAAAUAGGCACAUGAAGAACUAGUCAGAAUCGAGGGAUCUGUUAAUUAGAUACAGGUGUACAUAUGUAUCUCUAUAACCCCUGAAAUGAGACUACCCCUGUCAAAUUUGUGACCAUGGUUUGUAUGUAUAUAACUGUCCUGGGCAGUUUUCCUCAGCAUAAAUUAUACGUAUACAUAUGCUAAUGCAUCUUUUGAAAGCUUUUGUGCUUACUGAAGGUUAUCAUAUGGUUUACUGUUUAAAGGUGGUGUUACACGGGAGUACUCAGUUGCAACGAUGAUUUGUCGCCCAACAUUGUUGUGAGAAAAAUUGAACUCCGUGUUAAGUUGAUAUCACACAAGAUGAUUUUUAACACACAUUGUAAAUUUGGGUGACAAAGUUGCAGGUUUUAAAAUCGCUUUAACCUGUAACAUGUUACUGCAACAAAAUGUUGCAUUAAAGUCACCCUGAGCACCAUGUUUCAUGACAUCUUUUUAACACCGCUAAAAAUUGGCGUUUAAAAAAGAAUCAUUAAAAAUCGAGUUCUGUAACAUCACCUUAUGAUGCCUAUGUGUAUAAUCAGAAGCAAUUUUUAUUUUUACUUGAAAGAUAUUCUUUGUUAAUACUUAUAUGGCUGGCCUUGUAAGUAUUUAUUGGUUAACUAGUUUUAAAAUAAAUGAACUUGCUAUUAUUUGCUUUCACCAAAAGUGCUUGAACUGGAACAAUCUGCGAUCACAUACAGUACCCAUCAAAAUCAAGGUUUCUAAUUUUCACCUGUUCUGUGAACAGUAACUACAAAAGGAGUUGCAACUUUUAAGAUUUUUUUUUACCCUGUAUCAAAAUAUUAUUAUUAAUAAUUUGUGAAAGACACAGCUGACAGAGGUUAGUAAUCUGUGGAUUUUCAGUGAGAAUCAUCAGACUGGUAACCAAACAAAUUGUGCUGAUUACUAGAUAAUAAAAAGCAGAAUAAUGAAACCCUUUAGAUAGUAAUUUUAAUUAGAUGUGUGGAAAUGAGAUAGAGCCAAAGCUUUCCCAGUCCCAUUCCAAAGCAAUUAAUCGAAAGUGAAUUAAACCUGAUUAAAGGGGCUCAGUGACGGUAUUUUGAGUUAUUUUGGCCACAUACAAAAUUACCUUUAAAUGGUAGGAAACCU
Messenger RNA from Orbicella faveolata, 2657 nucleotides. RefSeq lists its product as uncharacterized. The record is from RefSeq and is a predicted model, not a curated record. Lineage: Eukaryota; Metazoa; Cnidaria; Anthozoa; Scleractinia; Merulinidae.